CGGCCUGUGGGUGCUCGCCCUCCACCGCCCAUCCGCAAACGUGCGUUCUCUCCCGUCGGUAUGUCCUCUUCCUCUCCACCGCCUAACCCCCGUACUUAACCCUCCCCAUCGUCCCUUCCCCACCAUACCCACUUCGCGACCGCGUCUUCCGCUCGCGGCAUGCCAGAGAUGCCCGUGUCCGAAAAAGAAAACAACGUCAAGGGCGGGCUCGAGGACUACGAGCGCGAGGACUCGGGCCGCUACCCCUUCCUCCUCAACUACAGGGAGUGCAAGCUUCUCGGCAUCGCAGGAGUCGGCUUCUUCCUCGAUGCCUAUGACCUCUUCAUCAUCAACCCCGUAGCGACGAUGCUCCAGUACCGUCUCUACAACGGCGCCCCCAUCCCCUCCGGCAUCCAGGGCUUCCUCAAGGCCUCCGCCAACAUCGGCUCUGUCAUCGGCCAGUUCGGCUUCGGCUAUGCAGCAGACACUUUCGGUCGCAAAGCUGUUUACGGAAAGGAGCUGAUGAUUAUCAUAUUCGCCACGAUCCUCUGCAUAUCUGAUCCAACUGGCGACCUCUCUGCAACAGGGAGUGUUCUCUGGCUCUCCAUCUGGCGCAUCAUCCUCGGCAUCGGCAUCGGGGGCGACUACCCCAUGUCCGCAUCCGUCGCGACCGAGCGCGCGAACCUCCGCCGGCGCGGCACCCUCCUCUCAUACAUCUUCGCAAACCAGGGCUGGGGCUCGCUCGUCGGCAGCCUGAUGGUCAUCAUCGUGCUCGCAUGCUACCACAACGUCAUGGAGGUAAAGGGGGAGACGUCCAAGGUCGACGGAGUGUGGCGGAUAUUGGUCGGGUUGUCGCUCAUCCCCGCGUUCGGCACGCUCUACCAGCGCCUCACCCUCCCCGAGUCGAAGCGGUUCAAGGCGUCCCAGAAGGGCGCCGAAGCCGAGACGGACUCGAUCGACGAGCUCAAGAAGAAAGCCGACGCCGACCCGGGCGUGCAAGAGUCCGUGCGGCCCGCCGCCGCCUCGGGCACACCCACCCCCACGGCGCUGUCGCCCGCCCCGAGCGCCGCGGCGCCCGCGCAGCCCAAGCGGGAGCACUGGGCGGAGUUCCUGCACUACUUCUCGGAGUGGCGGCACUUCCGGGUGCUGCUGGGGACGUGCGCGUGCUGGUUCCUGCUGGACGUCGCGUUCUACGGGAUCAACCUGAACCAGAACGUCGUCCUGGAGGAGAUCGGGUUCGACGGGAGCAGCGGGUCCGCGUGGACGCGCCUGUUCAAGAUCGGCAUCGGCAACCUGAUCGUGACCGCGCUGGGCUUCGUGCCGGGGUACUAUGUGACGAUUCUGACGAUCGAGUGGUUGGGGAGGAAGUGGAUACAGAUCCAGGGGUUCUUGUUGGCCGCGCUGUUCUUGGGCAUCCUCGCGGGCAAGUUCUACACCCUCGGCACGGUUGGGUUCAUCGUCAACUUCGCCUUCCUCCAAUUCUUCUUCAACUUCGGCGCGAACGCCACGACCUACUGCUAUCCCGCGGAAGUCUUCCCGACCAAGUUCCGCGCGUCCGCACACGGCAUAUCCGCGGCGUGCGGCAAGGCGGGCGCGAUCAUCUCCGCGCUCGUGUUCAACUCGCUCACGGAGUCGAUCGGCACGCCGAACGUGCUCUGGAUCUUCUUCGGGUGCUGCAUCGCCGGCGCGGGCUUCACGCUCCUCCUCCCCGAGGUGCGCGACCGCGAUCCGGACUUGGUCUACGCGGAGGAGCUCCGGGAGGAGGAGCGGAAUCGGAGGGGGACCUAGGUGGUUAAUCGAGGGGCCGUAGAGUUGGCGGGGACUGUUUUAUGCUGUUAGACAGGCGUGUGGGUCUCGCGAAAUUGCGUUGAGGACCUCCGAAGCCGUGUCACGAC
Messenger RNA from Rhodofomes roseus, 1874 nucleotides. RefSeq names its product major facilitator superfamily domain-containing protein. The transcript has 8 exons. Gene Ontology annotation, molecular function: transmembrane transporter activity. NCBI's taxonomy places the organism in Eukaryota, Fungi, Basidiomycota, Agaricomycetes, Polyporales, Fomitopsidaceae. Gene Ontology annotation, biological process: transmembrane transport. The coding region runs from base 160 to 1767 and encodes 535 amino acids. Gene Ontology annotation, cellular component: membrane. The record is from RefSeq and is a predicted model, not a curated record.